AUGCUGGUUGAAAGCUUCAAGGUUGCGAGCCCGGAUGUUGUUUACGGUGAUGAGUACAUCACCUCGAAAUACACGUACCAGACUACGGACCUAGACUGUGCUGUUAGGGAUGGGAAGUUCGAUUGGACGGUUAAGCCAGUCAGCAAGCAUUAUGAAUUCAGGACGCAGACUAAAGUCCCGAAGUUAGGUGUUAUGCUUGUAGGCUGGGGAGGCAAUAACGGUUCCACCUUGACAGCUGGAGUUAUCGCCAAUAGAGAAGGAAUCUCCUGGCUGACUAAGGAUGGCAUUCAAGUUGCUAACUACUUCGGCUCAGUUACCCAGGCGUCAACCUGCCGUGUCGGCUCGUACAAGGGCGAGGAGAUCUACGUCCCCUUUAAGAGCCUCCUCCCCAUGGUUGAUCCGAAUGAUGUUGUUUUCGGCGGCUGGGACAUUUCAAGCAUGAACCUGGCGGACGCCAUGGCCAGGGCGAAGGUUCUGGACAUUGAUCUGCAGAAGCAGCUCUACAGCCACAUGAAGGACAUGACACCCCUGCCGGGGAUCUACGACCCAGAUUUCAUCGCCUCGAAUCAAGAGGCUCGCGCCAACAAUGUCAUCAAGGGUACAAAGAAGGAGCAGAUGCAGCAGAUCAUCCAGGAUAUCAGGAAAUUCAAGGAGACGAGCGGCGUGGACUCCGUCGUCGUUCUCUGGACGGCCAACACGGAGCGCUACAGCGACGUGCGCACCGGCCUCAACGACACUAAAGAAAACCUUUUCAACGCGAUCGAGCGCAAUGAGCGCGAGAUUUCCCCGUCUACGCUGUACGCCGCGGCGUGCAUCCACGAAAAGGUUCCCUUCAUCAACGGCAGCCCGCAGAACACGUUCGUUCCGGGGCUGAUCGAAUACGCGCUGGAGAACAACAGCCUGAUUGGCGGAGACGAUUUUAAAUCCGGGCAGACGAAGAUGAAGUCUGUUCUCGUGGAUUUCCUCGUCAGCGCAGGGAUCAAGCCCAUGUCGAUAGUGAGCUACAACCACCUGGGCAACAACGACGGCAUGAACCUGUCAGCGCCGCAGACGUUCCGGUCCAAGGAGAUUUCCAAGAGCAAUGUGGUGGAUGACAUGGUGGCGUCUAAUUCCAUCAUCUACGAUAAGGGCCAGCACCCCGACCACGUCGUUGUCAUUAAGUACGUGCCGUACGUGGGCGACAGCAAGCGGGCUAUGGACGAGUACACAUCGGAGAUCUUCAUGGGCGGCAAGAACACCAUCGUGAUGCACAACACGUGUGAGGACUCGCUGCUUGCUGCCCCCCUCAUCCUCGACCUCGUGCUGCUGGCGGAGCUCUUCACUCGCAUCCAGCUGCGCAGGGAGGAGGAGGAGGAGUUCCACUCGUUUCAUCCGGUGGCGUCGCUGCUCAGCUACCUCUCCAAGGCGCCGCUGCCUGGUGCUCGUCCCAGUAUCAUGUUUCCAUACGUCAUCCCUUCCAUAGACCAGCCUGGUGCUCGUCCCAGUAUCAUGUUUCCAUACUUCAUCCCUUCCAUAGACCAGCCUGGUGCUCGUCCCAGUAUCAUGUUUCCAUACUUCAUCCCUUCCAUAGACCAGCCUGGUGCUUGA
Molecule: messenger RNA, 1587 nt
Organism: Closterium sp. NIES-65
Lineage: Eukaryota; Viridiplantae; Streptophyta; Zygnematophyceae; Desmidiales; Closteriaceae
Source: the annotation of a GenBank genome assembly